AUGGAGAAGAACGAGAAGAACGGAGUAUUUUCGCGAGUGAGAUCGCGCUGGAGGAGUAUAUUCUCAAAGAAAGCAAAUCCAGUGAAACUCCGCGAUUGCAAUCGUCUCACGUUUGAGCGCAUUCUCUCCAACCCCGACGAGGAAAUCGGCACUAUUCUAGCACAGGCGACAGUCAAUUCAAUAGAGUUGCCGAACGGUGCUGGCAUUGCACUCAUUCAGGAGACAACGGUUUAUGACGAAGAUCCUGUCAUCGAUAAACUCCCAUCAUCGACUAUCUGUCGUACACCGUCGAAUCUGAGCCGACGCUUCCGAAGAUUGUCUUCUGGCGAUUUGAAUGUCAUUCGAAGAAUGACGGAGGAAAUAGAUUUCGACUUGAAGAACGUUAUCUAUGACGGGAACGAGAUCACUGGAGAACCGGACACCGAAAACGGGAACGAUCGUGCGUGCUUCAAACCAGGACCAGCAUAUCCUGUCGAUCAACAAAUGUUAUUCCUGAAGCAAUGCAUCAAGAAGAUUGACACCCGACCGCCAAACAUGUACUAUUUGACCAAUGGGUGGUCGGUGGAUAACUUUGAAGCCCUGUUCAAGUACAUGAUUCGAACGAGUGAAGAUAAUGCGAGAGACACGCUUCUGAGCAUCGAAUUUCGAGAUGUCGUUCCCACUCUUCAAUCAUUGUACGAUUUCAUCGAGGACUACGCAUCAUUCAAGGGUGUCAUUGUUCACAAGGACUAUGUGUAUGCGACAGUUCACUCCAGAAAAGCUGCGCUGGAGAGAAAGCUGCGGGGAGCAAUUGAGCAAUUUGUCGAGGUUGAACAAAAAGUGCGGAGGGCUCGCAUCUCCUACACUUCUACCAUGACCAUCAGCUCUCCUCAUACUCCUCAUGUGUCAGUCAUCGUCAGAUUCUUCUGUAAACGACCGUGUACCAUCGACAGAGGAACAAUAAUGAACCAAGUGUCCGUGCAGUUGGAUCACGUCACUGGCCACAAGGCACGUAUGCCGUCAUCGAAUAAGAAUCCGAACGAGGGAGUUGUCUGCGAAUGCGUAGAAAUUCCAGCUGAUGAGGAACCGCCAGCGCCUCGCAAGCCGCCACCAGUGACUACAAUUGUCACGGAUCGUCAGAUGUUUGUCGAAGAGGAAGAAGUUCCACUGCAACUGUCGUAUCAUGUAGAUGCAGUCACCGGAGAGACACUCGUGGAUUGCGAUGUGGAGAAUGAUGAUACGAACAUCACGACAGAUUCCGCUCAAGAUCACGACAUGCAUGAGUUCGUCGAAAUGUUUCCGACUCUUUUGGAACUUUUCGAAAAAGCUGGAAUCAGAGACAGGCGGGAGGACGAUGAAGUUGACUGCGAAAUUCCAGUGCAGCAAUCGAGAUAUCCAAAAAAAGUAUCAUUUGUCGGCGGUGUAACAAUGUCAUCGGAUGGAUGCGAAGACACUCGAUCGGUGACUUCUUCUGGUGAUUCUUCGGUUACCUCGGAGUCUGUUGGACUCACCGAUUCAUCAGAUUUUGACACUUCUGAUUCUGAAGCUGCAUCGUCGGAAUCUGAUUUAGAUACUUCUGAUGACGACAACGAAGAAGAGAAAGAGAAGAUUAAAUCGGAAUCUUCAGAGAAAGACGUCGAAAAGAUUGAGGACGAACUUAAAGAUGACUGA
Messenger RNA from Caenorhabditis remanei, 1650 nucleotides. RefSeq lists its product as uncharacterized. The transcript is spliced from 7 exons. The record is from RefSeq and is a predicted model, not a curated record. The coding region runs from base 1 to 1650 and encodes 549 amino acids. Lineage: Eukaryota; Metazoa; Nematoda; Chromadorea; Rhabditida; Rhabditidae.